GGUUGAGUCUUUGAGCUUCAUUCUGAAUCCGGAGGUCUUCUGACUGGUACAGAAAAUUAGUGAAAACUGAAACAUGAAGGUUUGUGUUAUUCUGGUUGUCGUCGGCAUAGCCAUGACGAGUGCGGAAUACGAUCGUAGGGAGGCCUCUUCAGGUGUGGACUGGGCAGCCAAAGAACGCAGAGAAGCCUCUUCAGGUAUGGACUGGGCAGCCAAAGAACGCAGAGAAGCCUCUCCAGGCUUUGACUGGUUAACCAAAGAACGCAGAGAAGCCUCUCCAGGCUUUGACUGGUUAACCAAAGAACGCAGAGAAGCCUCUCCAGGGUGGUACCCGGUCGCCAAAGAACGCAGAGAAGCCUCUCCAGGUUGGUACCCGGUCGCCAAAGAACGCCGAGAAGCCUCUCCAGGUUGGUACCGGUCGCCAAAGAACGCAGAGAAGCCUCUCCAGGGUGGUACCCGGUCGCCAAAGAACGCCGAGAAGCCUCUCCAGGGUGGUACCCGGUCGCCAAAGAACGCAGAGAAGCCUCUCCAGGGUGGUACCCGGUCGCCAAAGAACGCAGAGAAGCCUCUCCAGGGUGGUACCCGGUCGCCAAAGAACGCAGAGAAGCCUCUCCAGGGUGGUACCCGGUGGCCAAGGAACGAAGAGAAGCCUCUCCAGGCUGGGGACCAUAGGCCUCCGAAAGGCACAGGCUUGUUGGUGUUGAAAAAUGCAACAGUUAGCCUGCAUGCAAAGUAUUCCACUUCACAUGAAGGCUCUUUUCUAGAUUAAAAAAAAAUCAGUCGUAAAGUUGCUAAAUGUAGACAAUCCCCUUCUCCUCUCGACUCGAAAAGUAACAAUGUCAUUGAAAAAUCCAGUAAACAAAUCAAUAAAAGUGACAGACCUG
Molecule: messenger RNA, 881 nt
Organism: Pomacea canaliculata
Lineage: Eukaryota; Metazoa; Mollusca; Gastropoda; Architaenioglossa; Ampullariidae
Exons: 2
Coding region: 74-766 (230 amino acids)
Source: RefSeq, a predicted model, not a curated record